AUGGGUGUCCCUUUCGAAGCCCUCAUCCCCUAUGGGAUCAUCAUCGCUAUGUUCGGCGUGACCGGUGCCGGCCUCACUGCUGCUAAGUACUUUGGAAACGAAGGGAAAAAGGCGCGGUGGAACAAGGAUCUGUGGGACAGAGUAAUGAUGGAAAGAGACUUGAGAAUCACAGGAACUUUACGAGGCCAGUCAGGCAAUGCCGUAGCGCCAAAGGGAUUCGAUGUCAGCAACCCAUGGAAGCUUGAGAAACGGAUUUUCUAA
Molecule: messenger RNA, 261 nt
Organism: Aspergillus lentulus
Lineage: Eukaryota; Fungi; Ascomycota; Eurotiomycetes; Eurotiales; Aspergillaceae
Source: RefSeq, a predicted model, not a curated record